This is a messenger RNA of Branchiostoma floridae (Florida lancelet), 3406 nucleotides long. RefSeq names its product kelch repeat and BTB domain-containing protein 8-like. Bases 34 to 1893 code for a protein of 619 amino acids. Gene Ontology annotation, molecular function: protein binding. The record is from RefSeq and is a predicted model, not a curated record. NCBI's taxonomy places the organism in Eukaryota, Metazoa, Chordata, Leptocardii, Amphioxiformes, Branchiostomatidae. The transcript has 5 exons.
CAGGUCAUCAUCAUCUUGAUCAUCAUCAUCAACAUGGCCGCCGCAGACCUCGAACCCCACGCCAGCGCAGUUCAUCCUCGUUCCUACCAAAACGAAAGCUAUCAGCACGGGUUUCUCGGAAUUGUGGGUGACUUACAGAAGCCUGGGGUACUGCAGGAUGUCGUUAUUGAAGUUGAGGACCGGCUGUUUCCCUGCCAUCGGCUUGUUCUGUCCGCGGCCAGCCCCUACUUCAGGGCCAUGUUUACAAGUGACAUGGCGGAAAGUCGGCAGAAGACGGUUUCUUUACAGGGUUUGGAUGCCAACGCUUUUGGGGAGAUCCUGAGUUACAUCUACUCAGGAACUCUCAAUGUGGACAAAGUACAGCCCCUGUAUCAGGCAGCCGACCUCCUCCAACUGGACUAUGUGAGAGACACCUGCAGCAGCUACAUGGACAUGAGUGUGCAGCGCUCCACCUGUGUGGACCUGUACAAGUUUGCUGAUGUCUUCUCUCUGGACAGAGUUCUAAAGCGCAGUCUGCAUUUCAUCUGUAUGCACUUUGAUGAGAUUGCCUCCAGAGAGGAGUUCUGCAGCCUGAGUGUGAAUCAGCUGACUGAGAUCAUCAGCCACGAUGAGCUGGAUGUUAAAGAGGAGACAACGGUGUGGGAGGCUGUGGUGAGAUGGGUGCAGCACAGCAGGGAGGACAGACUACACCACCUACCCAGCAUCCUCCCUCACAUCCGCUUCAACCUGCUGACCUCAGAUGACAUGGCAGCCAUCUUGGAUCACCCCCUGGUCAGGGAGGAUCCUGGGAGAUCUGCCAUGAGGAACGUGGUAAAGGUGACUUCCAACGAGAAGAAGAGAGCGGGGAUGGACACACUGGAAAUGGCCAUGAUUGUUAUUGGCGAUCGUUUUCAUAGGACCAAAGGCAUUGGCAAUGACAUCCUCUAUAUGAAUCCCAGGGCAGGGAAGUACAUCUGGUGCAGGUAUUCUAAGGAGGACCUGCCGAAUCUUAGUCCUAUAGCUGUUGCCAGUGGCAACAGUAUUUACGUCAUGGAGAAUGGAAAUGAAGAUCCAAUAAUAACCAAUGAGUUGGCUGUGUUGGAGUACAGCCAUGCAGGCAAUAUGUGGCAGCGGGCUAAUAUGUCCUCAUUUCGUAGGCCUGACAUACAUGUAACAUACAUAAAUGACCUCGAACAGUUCCAUGAGUUCUUAGUCGAAGUUGAUAAGAUUUUGUAUUACAUUACUGUGGAAAGGUUACCAGACUUUACAUCGGUGCACAUCAGAAAGUACGACAGGCACACAGACCAGUGGCAGAAGUGUUCACCACUGCACCUAAGGAUCAGCAAACCAACAGGGGUAUGGCAAUACUACACGGCUAUACCCUGUGGUUCGCACAUCUAUUUCCUUAUGGACUCAGUAAUGCAUCGCUACGAGCCGAUCCAUGACUGUUGGUGUGAGCGGACCCCACUCCAGGAACUCGAGUGGUAUGGAAUCGAGACAGCAGUUGCCAUAGGAACAGAGAUCUUCUGCACAGACACAGAGGUCAGCAGGACUGUUGUGUACAACACAGUGUCUGACAGCUGGCAGGAACUGCAAGGCUUGCCAAACCGAGACCCAGAUGCUGACAUUAACGACUACGUAUACACAGUUCUUUUUGUACUGGAGAACCAGCUGCAUGUAUUGGUUAAAGUAUCAAAGGAACCCUUACAACCGUCAAACGAUGCUGCGUAUAUGUAUGACAGGGCCACUGAUAACGAUACUGUGUAUGUGUAUGACAGGUCUACUGAUACCUGGAGGGACUUGGAGGCCAACGUGCCUUGCGGAGAUUAUUCAACACAGGGUGGGCUCUGCCCAGUGGCACGUAUGUACCUACCAUGCCUUACUGCAAAGGCUAUAGGUGCACAUGGGCACUGACUUGAGUACAGCAUGCCCUUAGGAAAUGACUGAUAUGUGGUUGUUUUAAUAAGCCCUUUUUUGACAGAUCAAACUGCACAUGCGGGGGUCAAAGGUUUUUUUUUCCUGAUUUGGCAAGAGUUCUUGUCUCAACUAUGCUUUAGAAAUGUUCAGAUUAUCUUCUUUCAAAUCAAGCCCAGAUUCAUAAUGAUGAAUAUUCUGGCUUGAUACUGUGUCUUACUGAAAAGGCUAUAGGUACACAAGGGUACUGACUUCAGUACAGCAUGCAUUUAAGAGACAACUAUCUCUAAAGCUAUCAACUUCUAGUAUGUGAUAGGUAUCACUAUAUUUUUGUAAUGAUAGUUUAUGUAGAAAUGUAUGUAUAUAGAUAUCACUGGAUAGAUAUCAUUCCAGCUCUUACAUGAUCCUUUUUGUCUUGCAUCUUAAGUUGGUCAAUAUGUAGGGACACCUGUUCAUGGCUAUGGCCCUGGGAUAGGUAUCACUAUAUUUUUGUAAUGAUAGUUUAUGUAGAAAUGUAUGCAUAUAGAUAUCACUGGAUUGACAUAACUAUUGAGCAUAAUUGAUAUUGCUGAAGCUGACAUUCCAGAUCUUACAUCAUACGUUUUGUCUUUUUUGUUGAGUUUGUUAUGAAGAAGGGACACCUUGUUCAUGACUGAUUUGAUGUUCUGUGCCUUAGGUUUAGGUGCCUUAGGUUUAGGUGCCUUAGGUUCAGGUGCCUUAGGUUUAGGUGCCUUAGGUUUAGGUGCCUUAGGUUUUGGUGCCUUAGGUUUAGGUGCCUUAGGUUUAGGUGCCUUAGGUUCAGGUGCCUUAGGUUUUGGUGCCUUAGGUUUAGGUGCCUUAGGUUUAGGUGCCUUAGGUUCAGGUGCCUUAGGUUUUGGUGCCUUAGGUUUAGGUGCACUUUUAGGUUCUAUAAAUAAGGCCAUGUUGAUUCGAUUAUGUGUUUCACAUCCAUGCGGGCUUCAUUUUUCAUCUGUUUUGCAAAAAAAAAUGUUUUCGGACAUACUGUAAGUUGUACAAAGCAGCUGCAAAAUGAAAAGUAGAGAUCAGUCUUUAAGAAGAAUGUAACGUUAAUUGUUUUAUUUCAAAGUCAUCAUCUUAUCAAAAAUAUACAUUCAACUAUCUGCAUAGUCAUCACAUGCAUGCCAUGUUUGCCAAGUCUUUUUCUUCUGCAGUAAAAUUUUCUACAAGCUUUCCCAUUAUUGUCUAUAUUAAAGUGUAAGGAAAAAUAGAAAAUCAAUAUUCACCAUAUAGUCAAUCAUGGCCUCACGUCGGGCAUAUUGUACUAGUCAUUAUUGCGGCUUUCUGUAGCCUAAUGUUAAUAUAACAUUGUCUCAAUGUAUGAAUCACCUUUGAAAAUAGGAGUAACGUUACAUGUAACAGUUUACUUGUUAGUACUAUGUCUACUUUAAGAAACACCAACAUUAUUCUAAUACUGUAAACAGCGUCUCAUUUUCCAUUUUGAGUGAGAUGUUUUCUUGACUCGAAAGAAAUAAAGUUUCAUGCAGUCUUUGGU